AACGAUUGAAGAAAAGUCGCGGUCGAAAGCUGAACUACGGUACUGACACAUUUCAAAACUCGAAAGCUCUGAAAGAGGGCAGCACGCGCUCCUGUACUACUUUCUGCAAUAUGUGUUCGGAUGAAGAGCGCGCGGUGACGGGGGGCUCCGGUAACGGAAAGUUGCGUCAGUGGCUGAUCGAGCAGGUGGACACCGGAAAAUACCCUGGACUCGUGUGGGAGAACGACGAGAAGAGCAUCUUUCGAAUUCCGUGGAAGCACGCGGGGAAGCAGGACUACAACAGGGAUGAGGAUGCUGCGCUCUUUAAGGCUUGGGCACUAUUCAAAGGAAAGUUCCGGGAGGGAAUCGACAAACCUGACCCACCAACUUGGAAAACGCGUCUUCGGUGUGCUCUUAACAAGAGCAACGACUUUGAGGAAAUUGUGGAGCGCAGUCAACUUGACAUAUCGGACCCCUAUAAAGUGUAUAGGAUUAUUCCGGAAGGAUCCAAAAAAGGCAAGGGGGAGCAUAUUGUAUCUACUGAUGAUUCACAGUCCAAUUCAAACUCACCUAGUUAUCCAAUACACCCACCGUAUGCACCAGCACCUUCUCAGGUGUGCAACUACAUUUCUCCAGCAGAGAGAGGAUGGAGGGAUUACCCCACCCUGUCUGAGAUCCCUUACAGCCAGAGCCCCUACACUCCACGCUGGGACCCUGGGUACCAGUUCAGUGGCUCCUUCUUCAGUUGCAAUGCAUCUGAUCCACAGCCGUCACCCUUCACCCUGGACACCAGCAUGAGAUCCGCUGAGGCUCUGGCCCUCUCAGAUUACCGCUUAAAUGUGGUGGUGUUUUACCGGGAUGCCCUGGUGCGAGAGGUAACAGUGACUAGUCCAGAGGGCUGUCAGCUGGGCCCUAGCAGAGAGGGACAGGCCUUCGCUUCACCUGGGGCUCCAGAACUGGUUGAACUCCCUCAUGCUGAAAGGGCAUCUCUGGAGCGUGGUGUUAUACUCUGGAUGGCUCCUGACGGGCUCUACGCCCGCCGCCGCUGCCCCUGCAGGGUGUACUGGGAGGGAGCUCACGCUCCACCUACUGACAAACCCAACAAGCUGGAGAGAGAGCAGAACUGCAAACUGCUGGACACUCAUCUGUUCAUAACAGAGUUGCAGAGUUACGCCCUGCACGCUCGUCCUGCGCCAUGUUCCCAAGUGCUGCUAUUCUUUGAGGAUGAGAGUACUGAUGCGCAAAGGCCAAGAAGGACAUUCACAGUGCAGGUUGAGCCACUGUUUGCUCGCCAGCUUCUCUACCUCAGUCACCCGGGCAGCAUGAACUACAUCCGCAGCCAUGAGCUUUCACACCUUCCCCCUGAACACCAUCUCCCCGACCCAAGAUUACCACAGAGUCAUUACGCAUCACCAUAACAACGCCUCUCAAAAUUGACCCUGGAGGCUAAAUCCUGGAUUACUGGGAUAGUUCACCCAAAAAUAAAGAUUCUGCCAUAAUUGAUUCACUCUCAUG
Rhinichthys klamathensis goyatoka is the source of this 1494-nucleotide messenger RNA. RefSeq names its product interferon regulatory factor 4b (gene irf4b). Gene Ontology annotation, cellular component: nucleus. Gene Ontology annotation, biological process: regulation of transcription by RNA polymerase II; immune system process. NCBI's taxonomy places the organism in Eukaryota, Metazoa, Chordata, Actinopteri, Cypriniformes, Leuciscidae. The record is from RefSeq and is a predicted model, not a curated record. Gene Ontology annotation, molecular function: DNA-binding transcription factor activity, RNA polymerase II-specific; RNA polymerase II cis-regulatory region sequence-specific DNA binding; protein binding.